This is a messenger RNA of Cadophora gregata, 1000 nucleotides long. RefSeq lists its product as uncharacterized. Lineage: Eukaryota; Fungi; Ascomycota; Leotiomycetes; Helotiales; Ploettnerulaceae. The record is from RefSeq and is a predicted model, not a curated record. The coding region runs from base 190 to 978 and encodes 262 amino acids. The transcript has a single exon.
GGACAAUUUUCACGAGUCGCAUUUGCCACUUUCAUGCGAAAGAUUUUUUUGAUACAUUUGGUGUUACAAGUUAUCUUCUUUCUACACCAUUCAACCUCUCAACCUUUGACCUAAUUCUUCAAAGCUGAUCUAAAUUUGGUCAUUUACAUACUCAUUAUCAUCUCAUCUGAUACAAGAUCAACCGCAACCAUGGCACCCAAGUCCAAGAAACUCCUAGUCAUCAACCCCAACACCUCAAAGGCUAUGACAGCCUCGGUCGAGCAAUUGAUUAAAAAGCUCAAUACCGAGUUCCCAACCACCACCAAAAUAACAACAUACACCGCACCCGAGGGUCCCGCCAGCAUAGAUAACAGCGACGAUUGCAUGGCCUCUGCACGCAUCGUAUAUGAGGACCUACGUCCUAAACUAGAAGAUUACGAUGCUCAUCUCGUAGCAUGCUACAGCGUCCAUCCAUUAGUAGCCGGACUGCAAGAUGAAGUUCCCACUGGGAUUCAUGUGACCGGUAUCUUCGAAGCCAGCAUCACAACUGCCUUAUCAUUACUACCAAUGGUGUACGCCGAUCCCAAACUAGAGCGUCUAGAAACCCGCCAGAAGUUCGGAAUUGUGAGUACGGGCAGUUACUGGGAGGAAGAGCUGUCAGAUGGAGUGAGGCGGUUUUUGGAUUUACAGAGUGUGGAUGCAACUGGACGGUUUAAGGGCGUGGAGAGCACGGGGUUGUCGGCGGGUGAGCUGCAUUCUGCUGAUCCGGCGUUGGUGAAGAGGAAGAUGAAGGAGGCGACGAAGAGGUUGGUGAGAGAUCGGGAUAUUAAGGUUAUUUGUUUGGGGUGUGCAGGGAUGGUGGGGAUGGAUGAUGAUGUUUAUGAGGCGUUGGUGGAGGAGUUAGGGGAGUUUGAGGCGAAGGAUAUUCAUAUUUUGGAUGGAGUUAAGGCAGGUAUUGCGUUGCUGGAGGGGUUGAUGAGGACUUUACCGAGGAAGUAAGCAAAGUAUUGAAAUGUCAUGC